GUCAGCAGGUGGCGCUGCACAAGACAGGGCCGGGCAGAGAGAGCAUGAUAGGGCUGAUAGACACCAAGUGCCGCCCCUUUGAGGUGGCCCGGAACGCCAUCGAUGACGCCAGGACGCUGUGCAGCCGCACCUAUGGCAACGCUCCCGAGGUCCACGUCUUCGGCGACCCCACCUUCACCUUCCCCUAUGUGCGGACGCACCUGCACCACAUGCUGUUCGAGCUGCUCAAGAACUCCCUCCGGGCCGUGCAGGAACGCUUCCCUGACUCACAGCCGCCGCCGGUGCGAGUGGUGGUGGCAGAUGGGAUCGAGGAUGUCGCCAUCAAGGUGUCAGACGAGGGGGGAGGGAUCAAGCGCAGUGGCUUGCCCCGUAUCUGGUCUUACCUCUACAGUACAGCAUCCAUACCCACUCCCCGACACAAGCCCCCAGGCCCAAACACCCCCAGCGAGUCACAACCCUCCACGCCCACUUCAUCAGCACCUUCCUCCCCCAACUCCUCUCCUCCUUCCACCCCCUCCCCUCCCUCCGCCAUCUCUCUUGCCUCCUCACCUGCCUCCUCUGCUGCUUCAUCCCCUUACGCUUCUCGGUUCACUCCUAUCGGCAGCAGUUUUGCUGAGCCCUGGGAGUUGACAGAGGGGGAGGGGGAAGUGCCAGCAGACGGAGUGGGGGAUGGAGUGAGUGUGAGUACCAUGGCGAGUGUUGACGGGGAGGAGCUGCCUAGCCUGAUCGCUGGUUACGGUUACGGGUUGCCGAUUGCGCGACUCUACGCACGAUACUUUGGGGGAGACCUGCAAAUAUUCAGCAUGGAGGGAUACGGUACUGAUGCCUAUCUUCAUCUCAACCGGCUCAGUAACGUGCAGGAGCCUCUUCCCUGACCUCGCAUCUGUUGUGAUAAAAUCGGUCUCCUGCACCACUCGUCAAAUUCUUUCAGCAGCCACACACACACUCACACGCACACACAGCAUUCCGCCUGUGCAUGCUGCUGUUGUAACAUAACAUCGUUCAUUUAUGUACGUAAUAGUGAAUCUCCAUGGUAUACAUUCUGCUAGCGCAAGAGCCUUUCACAGUUGUGACUGGAUU
Closterium sp. NIES-67 is the source of this 1080-nucleotide messenger RNA. The record is from the annotation of a GenBank genome assembly. NCBI's taxonomy places the organism in Eukaryota, Viridiplantae, Streptophyta, Zygnematophyceae, Desmidiales, Closteriaceae.